AUUUUGUUUAUAUAGCUUAUCCCACCCACUCCCAAAUUAAACAAAAAAUAACUUCAGAAUGAAAAUUGCCGAAUAAAAUUAUUUAAAUUUUUAUAGAUUACAGAAAAUAAAGGAUUGUAAAUUAAUUAUAAAUUAUCAUAGGAGAUGGUAGAAUUCCAGUGGCCUUGGGAGUACAAUUUCCCACCAUUUUUCACUUUUCAAUCCCACGGCAAAACAAAAGAGCAACAGCUAACAACAUGGAAAGCAUUGAUCCUGGGCUACCAGAAACACACCGGGAAAGCCAUCCUGAAUCUGAACGAAGAUGGACCGUUGUUCGUUAACGAAAGUAUUUCGCGAAAAUUGCCAUCCGAAGGGCGCCUGUGGCUACUAGAAGAGCUGGCCAAAUCCGGCAAUGCCGCUCCCGUAGACAAACGCAAACAACAGUGGGAGGUUUACUGGCACACACUGGACGAAUGGGGUGGUAUAAUUUACGGGUGGGCUGCAGCCAACGGAAUGACCAACACAGUCUGUACGAUCUAUGAGCUCGUGUCCGGAGAAAAUACCGUUGGCGAAGAAUUUCACGGGUUAGAUGAGGAUGUGUUCAAGAAAGCGUUGAAGCUACUGGAAACGAAAGGUAAAUGUGAGCUGAUAGCUUUCGACGAUAAUGAAGGUGUUAAAUUUUUCUAAUCAAACAGUGUAAUAAAACAAUUUGAAGAAAAAUCACGAUAGCCAUCAUUAUGAUGGAACAAUAUAAUGGAUAUUAACAUGUUUAUUAUUUGUAAAGCUUUAACAAAAGUGUUCUAAAAUAAAAAUAGCUCUACCACCAGCUAUUGAAAAUUAA
Messenger RNA from Uranotaenia lowii, 820 nucleotides. It is a transcript of the gene Vps25, whose product is annotated as vacuolar protein-sorting-associated protein 25. Gene Ontology annotation, biological process: protein transport to vacuole involved in ubiquitin-dependent protein catabolic process via the multivesicular body sorting pathway. Gene Ontology annotation, cellular component: ESCRT II complex. The record is from RefSeq and is a predicted model, not a curated record. The transcript has 2 exons. Gene Ontology annotation, molecular function: protein homodimerization activity; structural molecule activity. Lineage: Eukaryota; Metazoa; Arthropoda; Insecta; Diptera; Culicidae. Bases 145 to 666 code for a protein of 173 amino acids.